AUGGCCAGCGAGGUAAACGAAAUUGGUGUCCAAGCGGCUGAGAAUCUAACGGAGAACAAUGAGGCGAUCACUGGAAGAAUACCGUCGACGUCCGAGGGUAUGGUCCUCGCUUAUGGAAGCCUGAUAAUUAUGGCCAUUUUGCCGAUCUUCUUCGGCAGUUACCGAGCUGUUAAACACCAUAAGGAGCAGCAGCAACAGUGUAAAAAGAGCGGAGAACAACCGGACACAAUGUCGCGCAAGGAGGCAGCAAUAUUUCCAUUCAUUUCUAGUAUUACAUUAGUUGGAUUGUACGUAUUAUAUAAGCCCAUUAAUCUCAUCGCUGGUACCUGCUGCGAUUCCGAAAACUCAGUAUCAUAUAUCAUUUACUAAAGGGGAAGGUGACAAAGUAGAACAUAUUAUUAAUUAUAAGUUCAAUCUUCAUGAUAUUGUUUGUCUAAUAUGCUGUUCGCUUGUCGGAACUUGGUAUCUUGUCAAAAAGCACUGGAUUGCCAAUAAUUUAUUUGGCAUCGCAUUCGCAAUUAAUGGAGUUGAAUUGCUACAUGUGAACAACGUUCCAACAGGGUGUAUUUUGCUUUGUGGACUGUUGUUUUAUGAUGCAUUUUGGGUAUUCGGUACGGACGUAAUGGUAACGGUUGCGAGAUCUUUUGAAGUACCAAUUAAGUUAGUGUUUCCCCAAGAUAUAUUGGAGAAAGGACUUACAGCCAGCAAUUUUGCUAUGCUGGGUUUAGGUGACAUUGUCUUGCCGGGUAUUUUCAUUGCCCUUUUAUUGCGGUUCGACAAUAGUUUAAGCAGAAAAACAAACGUAUACUUCUACUCGACGUUCUUCGCUUAUUUCAUGGGGUUACUAGCGACGAUGCUUAUCAUGCAUUUGUUCAAUCACGCACAACCAGCUUUGUUGUAUCUAGUGCCCGCUUGUUUGGGUACUCCUCUACUUUUAGCGUUGGCUAAAGGAGAUUUGAAGGCAUUAUUUUCGUACGUAUCAACAAAUUAUGCAAUGUUUGAUCAACGUUUCGUUCCACUUAUGCAUACUUGUUCCAAAUCUUUUUUCUUUCUUUUUGUUUUGAAACGAUGAAUUGCGAGUCGUUAAUGUUUUUUUCUUUUUCAGUUACGAGGAUCAUCCAGUUAAUGCGACACAAACGGAACAAUCUGCACAAACGCAAGUAGAAACGAAAAAGGACACAUAA
Heterotrigona itama is the source of this 1184-nucleotide messenger RNA. Lineage: Eukaryota; Metazoa; Arthropoda; Insecta; Hymenoptera; Apidae. The record is from the annotation of a GenBank genome assembly.